Nerophis ophidion (straightnose pipefish) is the source of this 2443-nucleotide messenger RNA. It is a transcript of the gene tmem175, whose product is annotated as transmembrane protein 175. Bases 28 to 1539 code for a protein of 503 amino acids. The record is from RefSeq and is a predicted model, not a curated record. Gene Ontology annotation, cellular component: endosome; lysosome. Lineage: Eukaryota; Metazoa; Chordata; Actinopteri; Syngnathiformes; Syngnathidae. The transcript has 10 exons. Gene Ontology annotation, molecular function: potassium ion leak channel activity; proton channel activity.
CCGGUCAAACUGUCUGCAAACAAAAACAUGGACCGGCAGCACCGCGACCACGACAGGGAGGACGCGGAGGACGCGGAGGACGCUGUCAUCCAGCAGCCGACCGUCGGCGAGGCGGUGGAGCAGCCGGCGGCCUCCACGGAGAGCGAUCAGGACCCCGGCGGCACGCAGUCCUCCCACCGCCUGCUGGCCUACAGCGACGCACUCAUAUCCAUCAUCGCCACCGUCAUGAUCCUGCCUGUGGCCCACACCAAGAUGGAGGAGGACGAGGAGUUCAAGCAGAGCGUCCGGCUUCUUCUCACCACCAAGAUCGCCGUCUACCUGAUGACUUUCCUCAUCGUCACCAUGGCCUGGGCCGCCCACAUCAGGUUAUUCCAGUUGAUUGUGCGGAUCGACGACUGCGUGGCGUUGUUGAACCUGGCGUGCAUGAUGCUGAUCACCUUCCUGCCGUACACGUUCUCUCUGAUGGCCGCCUUUCCUGCCAAUGUGCUGGGGAUUCUUCUCUUCUGUGGCUGUGUCAUGGUCCUCGGCGUCCUCCAGUCGCUGAUCGUGUUGUACGCCUUCAGCCGGCCGUUCCUCCUGGACCGCCACGUCCAGGAGUCAGAGAACCGCGAGUUCUAUAAGCAUCACAUCCUGAAAGUUCUGCUGAGGGUUCCUCUCAUGUGCCUCUUUGCCAGCAUCUUGUCCUUAGUCCUGUUCCAGCUGUCCUACGUGUUGUUGGCGGUGGUCAUCUUCCUGCCGUACGUCUCCCAGAGCGUCACGUGGUGCCGAAGUAAAGUCCUGGGUCCGCCGGAGGAGACUCCGGACUCUGCGAUGUUUCACGUUCCCAGCGAGCCGCUCAGCAAAGAGCGCGUGGAAGCCUUCAGCGACGGCGUCUACGCCAUCGUGGCCACGCUGCUCAUCCUGGACAUCUGCGAAGACAACGUUCCUGACGCCGCCGUGGUCCAGAAGCGCUUCGGGGGCAGCUUGGUGGCCGCCCUGCAGGUCUACGGUCCCGAGUACCUGGCCUACUUCGGCUCCUUCGCUACGGUGGGCCUGCUGUGGUUCGUGCAUCACUCGCUCUUCCUGCACGUCACCAAGGCCACGCGGCUCAUGGGCCUGAUGAACAUGCUGUCGCUGGCCUGCGUGGGCGGCCUGCCGCUGGCCUACCAGCUGACGCAGCGGUUCCCGCCUGACUCCCGCAACGAGCUGGAGGCGGUGCAGACCAGCUGCGUCAUCGUCUUCUUCGCUGGCGUCUUCCAGCUGGCCAUCUGGGUGGUGGCGCUCCACAGCGAGCGGGAGACGCUGCAGCCGGGGGUACGCUACGGCGGGCGGGAGCACGUUUUCAUGCUGGCCAAGUUGGCGCUCUACCCCUGUGUGGCACUCGGGACCUUCUUCCUCACCUGCGUCCUCGGCCGCUUCAGCGUCUCCAUCUUCCACCUGGUGCAGAUCCUGGUGCCCUUCGCCUUCCUCCUCCUGCGUCUGUUGGUGCGCCUCCUUCUGGCUCUGCUACCGCACUUCUACAGGAGCCCCGGGGUGCCCUUUAACCCCUUAGAUGCCUAGGGGGAGGGGCUAGGUGUUCUCCCUGCUAGUCAAGUUUCUUUAGAUGGUCAGUCUGGCUGCUUUCUGACUUGAAGCGUGAGUGAAGAAUGAAAGAGAUGAUGCAGUAUUAUCUGCACCUGGUGGUUGUUUGAGCCUUAAUGCUUCUGUCACACGCAGGAUUCUCACAGGAAUGAGAAAUGACUAGGCGGCGCUAUCGCCACUUAGCUCCGUAUUCUCACGCCCGUCCAUAAUGCUGAGGAGCAGGUGGCGCUGUCGCCUGGAAGACUGAAAUAUUGGAGAAAUUAAACUAAACAGAAAUAAGGUGGAAAGUGACAGAAAAAGUCAAAUUUUGUCUUUUUAUAAUACUUUUUGUUUUAGCAUUUUGGUGCGGUAAAUAUCAAAAGGCCUUUGACUCUCGAGUGUUGGAAAGUUAGCAUAAGAAGCUAGCGAGCAGCCAACAUCAAAGAUCAUGUAUGAACACAAGAUGCACCGACAAAAAGUUCCGUCCGUCAAAUACGAAGAAAAACACGCAAACUUUCUUUAAAAUGCACGCACAAUUCUUCUUGUCCUUGUUCUUAAGCACUUUAUUCCCACUCUUUGUAUUGACAUCGCUGUCAUCCCACUCUUCAUAUUUAUAUCACUUUCAUCCCACUUUUUAUAUUUAUAUCACCUUCAUCCCUCUCUUUAUAUUUUAGUGUGUGACGGGUGUUUUGUUGGUCAAUAUUUUAGCGUUUAGCAUAGUCUUCGUACAAACGGCAUCUGGAAUGUUUUUAAAAGUGAAAUGUGCUGUUGGACAAGAAUCCAGCAAGUGAGCAGCAGUUAUGUUAUUUCUAUUUUAGUUGACCUUUUUUCUACUAAAUGUUGUCAACUUUGUUUCCUUCACUUUGUCACGUCAGCUUCUGCCAAAUAAAACAGCUUCAAAUUG